AGCACAGCGGAAUUAAUUAAACCGAUUACUUAAGUUCACGACAAGGUGGACUUCAAAAGUCGUUACGGCAGUUGCGAGUGACAAAUACAACCCGAAAAUGUAAGAUACGUUGUGAGGUAAGACGUUUAGUUCUGUUUGCAUCUGGGAAUUUGAGGGAUGUAUUAAAAACUUUAUGCUGGCUCAGUCGUACCCUGCGCGUAAGUCGACGAUAAAAACGUAUUAUGUUUGUAGCAGGCAAAGAAACACCGUUAUUAGUUAUUUUUGGAUGUGGGUAGGGAGACAUUGUUAUUACUUGUGACGUUACAGUCACAGACAUAUUUUAACGUCAUAAAGACAAGGGGUAUGUCAUAGAAAUCCAGUUUCUUCGAUGGUUGUGAGAAUUUUAAAAACCGUUGUGAGCUGAAAUUGUUUCAGGUUGGCACCCGACAGGGCGUCGUUCACGGUCCAAGCGUAAGGCAUCAAGAAGUGUUUUGGAUGUUCCGCCGAAGUUUCUCUUUUCCGGUUGAGACGCGUCGCCUCCGGAUCGGUUUGCUCUGUGGGAAUGGAGGACCGGCAAAAUCAGUCCAGGACCUGCAGGCCUGUCAUGCCGAGAGCCCUUUUCGGCACCUAGCUGAGGACCUGGGCAGCUGGGAGCAUCUUUGCCGUCAAAACUUGCCCCCUGACCUCUCAAAACUAAAUCUUUCUGAUGACAGAAAGGGUUGUACUAUGGCACCGGUCUCCAUCCAACAACCCAGUGGACAAGUCCUGCUUUUGGGAGCGUUCGAGACCCCGAAGGAUGUGACGGAGGAUGGCAGUGACCGUCUUUGUUUGCUGGAAGAGAUUGUGGACACAGAUUCGAAUGGGAAUGAUGUGAACCACAUCAAAGAGAGCAGGUUUUUAGAGACCAUCGAAAGCAUCUAUCAGCUAGAAAAUGAUAAACAGAACGAUUGUCACUACGAUCACUUAACAGAAAAAGAGAAAGUCGUUAAUGAGUCUAAUUUGAGCAUGGCAUCAAAGAGCUACAACAUGGCCGAACUGGUGCAUGCCAGAAACCGGCUCGCUGAGGAGAACGCAGAGAUCCAAAAGUCCAUAGAAAUGACAGAGGAAACUAAUGCACAGCUCCGCAGUGAAAACACUGCCUUGAAGAAGCAAGUCAAGAGUAUAAAACAAUCCAUCCUUCAGGCUGAGGAACUUGGAGUUGAGCUAGAGGAAGUGCAGAGUGCCUUAUCGGAAUCAAGCAUCACAAAUACCAAGUUAAAAAUGAGAGUCAAACAACUGGAAAGAGAAAAUGAAAUUCUGAAAGACAAAAUUGAUUGUGUUACUGAUGAGAUGGAUAAUAUGUUGUCAGAAAGAGAAGUGGAUAAGAAGAAAAUUAUCCAUCUUGGCAGUAUGUUAAAGGUUUUAGAGAACCAACUAGAAGAAGAAAGGCUAGCUCUAAACCAAAAAGAUGAAAUUGUUUUAAAGAAAGAUUUCGUGAUUGAGCAGUUGAAGAAUUCACUGAGUGAAUACUCUUCAGUUGUGCAGGAUCUGCGUGACAAGGUGAAGGACUUACAGAAUCAGCUUGCUGAAAUGCAACAGGAAGCUGCUCUAAAUGCUGAAAGCGUUGCUUCGGGAGGGUUCAACGAUAAUGUUGCUUCAGAACCCUCGCUAGGUUACGAGUUAGAACAGUGCACAAAGGAAGCCAAAAUAGAUGAAGAAGCAGAUGACUUUGGCAUUGUCAGUGGCCCAUUUCGAAGCUUCUGUGUCAGCAGGCUGUGGCAAAGGUGCGUGAGGCUGAAGACGGCGGCGCUGUCUGCAGGCCUGCUGGGAUUGGGCUUCCUGCUGCCCCUGGGCGUCUACACUGCCCUGAUGCCCACCGUUCAGAGCCACCUGGGGGCCCCCUGUAGCGACUCGCUCUGGAACGCGGCCAGGCACUACCUGAAGCCUUACUGCAGCCUGAGUCACGUAACCCCUCCUCCGUGGUGACUGGCUCACCGAACUCUGAGAGAGAGAGGACCCAUCGCUGUGUGUUUUGGAUCAGUUCUGGAUUAAACCUGUAGUGAACUAAGUACUGCUUGUGAGACAGCUGCCCAUGUCCCUUCCCUGCCUCCCCCCACAGGACUUGAAUGCUGUAAAGAAAUAAAGGUUCAGACAGUAGUGAA
Molecule: messenger RNA, 2120 nt
Organism: Lepisosteus oculatus (spotted gar)
Lineage: Eukaryota; Metazoa; Chordata; Actinopteri; Semionotiformes; Lepisosteidae
Product: myosin heavy chain, cardiac muscle isoform-like
Biological process (GO): spindle assembly; actin filament organization; spindle localization
Cellular component (GO): meiotic nuclear membrane microtubule tethering complex; meiotic spindle pole; chromosome, telomeric region
Molecular function (GO): dynein complex binding
Source: RefSeq, a predicted model, not a curated record